AGCCAGAAGGUUAAAGCCCUCUCCGCUCCCGGGCUUUGCCCCCCCAGGAUGGUGGCGUCCUCGUCCUCGCUGAAGCUUCAGGAUCUUAUCCAGGAGAUUCGUGAGGCCAAGACCCAGGCCCAGGAGCGGGAGGUGAUCCAAAAGGAGUGCGCCCACAUCCGGGCCUCCUUCCGCGAUGGGGACCCUCUGCACAGGCACCGCCAGCUGGCCAAACUGCUCUACGUCCACCUGUUAGGCUACCCCGCCCACUUUGGACAGAUGGAGUGCCUGAAACUGAUCGCCUCCCCCAGGUUCACAGACAAGAGGGUGGGCUACCUGGGGGCCAUGCUUCUACUGGAUGAGAGGCAGGAUGCCCACCUGCUCAUUACCAACAGCAUCAAGAAUGACCUGAGCCAAGGGAUUCAGGCUGUACAAGGCCUGGCCCUGUGCACUCUGAGUGCCACGGGCUCUGCUGAGAUGUGCCGGGACUUGGCCACAGAGGUGGAGAAACUGCUCCUGCAGCCUAGCGCCUAUGUGCGCAAGAAGGCUGUUCUGACUGCAGUGCACAUGAUCCGGAAGGUCCCUGAGCUCUCCGACAUCUUCCUCCCACCCUGUGCCCAACUGCUUCACGAACACCACCACGGCAUCCUGAUGGGCACCAUCACGCUGAUCACAGAACUCUGCGAACGAAGCCCUGCGGCCCUCAAGCACUUUCGAAAGAUGGUGCCCCAGCUGGUGCACAUCCUCCAGACUCUGGUGACGACGGGAUACUCCACAGAACACAGCAUAUCUGGAGUCAGCGACCCCUUCCUGCAGGUCCAGAUACUUCGUCUGCUUCGGAUUCUGGGCCGGAACCACGAGGAGAGCAGUGAGACCAUGAAUGACUUGCUGGCCCAGGUAGCCACGAACACAGACACCAGCCGAAAUGCGGGCAAUGCGGUCCUGUUUGAGACGGUGCUCACCAUCAUGGACAUCCGCUCUGCAGCGGGCCUGCGGGUUCUAGCUGUCAACAUUCUUGGCCGCUUCCUGCUCAACAGUGACAGGAACAUUAGGUACGUAGCCCUGACGUCCUUGCUGAGGCUGGUGCAGUCUGAUCACAGCGCUGUGCAGCGGCACCGGCCCACCGUGGUGGAAUGUCUGCGGGAACCUGAUGGCU
Physeter macrocephalus (sperm whale) is the source of this 1135-nucleotide messenger RNA. Its product is annotated as adaptor related protein complex 1 subunit gamma 2. The record is from RefSeq and is a predicted model, not a curated record. Gene Ontology annotation, cellular component: AP-1 adaptor complex; membrane coat. Gene Ontology annotation, biological process: intracellular protein transport; Golgi to vacuole transport. The annotation marks the transcript as partial. Gene Ontology annotation, molecular function: clathrin-cargo adaptor activity. The transcript has 10 exons. NCBI's taxonomy places the organism in Eukaryota, Metazoa, Chordata, Mammalia, Artiodactyla, Physeteridae.